GUUCCAGUAAUUCAAGACAUAGAACAUGCAGCUAGCAAUGACUAAACCAACUCAGCAAUGCUUAGAUACGCUCCGCAUCUGGCAAUGGAAUUGCAGAGGAUACAAACAUAAACAAGGAACCUUACAACAAUACAUCACCUCAAUCGACCAACCGCCAGAUAUUAUCACCCUCCAAGAAACUAACGCCUUAGCUAGAUUGCCCGGCUAUACUACACAUACAACACACGAAGGACGCGACGUCUGCACCUUAAUCAGGAAAGACAUCGUUGCAAUUCAACAUACUCUCCCAGCAUCCGAGCACGACCACAUCUUUACAGAGUUGAUUCCCCCCAAAACCUCUAAAGGCCACAACUGUUUUAUACUCAAUAUCUACUGCCGCCCGAAAAACCGACACAGUGAACUGGCCACACUGCUCCACCAGGCCACAAAAAAAGCGGGGGCCAGUCGCCUCCUCAUUGCAGGCGACUUUAAUGCAGCACACCCUGCCUGGGGGUACCCCUACUAUAACAAACGGGGCAAAGAACUAAUGGAAUGCAUCGACAACGAAACGCUCACGCUCCUCAUCGACCCGGCCAAACCAACCAGAGUAGGAAACAGCGUUUCGCGAGACACCUGCCCCGACCUCACUCUUGCCAAGAAUGCCCCCCACACUUCAUGGAUGAACUUGGAAGAAAACUUUUCGAGCGACCACAUGCUCGUCCAGACCGAAAUACAAGGGACCACCUAUCGAAGGCAACUUGGCGAAGCCCGAAUCACAGAUUGGCAAACUUUAAGGAAAAACCGGGAAACCGCUCCAGAUGAUCCCAUCAUGAAUAUAGAGCUCUGGGUAAAAGAACUGAGCCGUGAUGUCCAACGCCACACUAGAACUCUUCAAACCACAACGCAAAUCCCGGCCAUAGACAAUUAUCUUCUACACCUGUGGGAAGCCCGGCGCAGCCUCACGAAGAGGUGGAGAAAACAAAAGCUCAACCGUAAACUGAAACUCAGAAUAACCAAAUUAGCUGCAGAGGCAGAUGUGUAUGCAGCGGUACUCUGCCGACAAAACUGGCUUGGCCAAUGCGAUGACCUCAGAGGCACUCUGAGCCUUACAAAAACCUGGAACCUGCUCAGGUACCUAAUAGACCCGAUGCAAAGCAGAGGAGAAACCAACAAAACCCUCAAAAGGAUACUACACCAAUAUCCAGGCACUACAGAAGAUCUCUUCAAAGUCCUUCAAGCCAAAUACAUAGCCAGCACACAACCCCUCCAGCCAACACCCUACACCGGCCCACAUAACUCACCGCUGGACCAGCCUUUCAUUGAGGCAGAGUUCAGAGCAGCGUUAACAAAAAUUAGGAAAAACACUUCCCCGGGCAUGGAUCAAAUCACCAACAGCGCCCUUGCGAACCUUGACGACAAAUCAGUCACUUUGCUCACGGCAUACAUGAAUCAAUGCUGGGAAAAGGGCAGCAUACCUCCAGCGUGGAAAGCAGCAGAGAUCAGACUGAUCCCCAAGCCUGGCAAGGAGCCAAGCAUAGAGAACCUCAGACCGAUUUCUCUUACCUCUUGCGUCGGCAAACUGAUGGAACAUAUGGUCCUAAACAGACUCCAAAAUUACUUAGAGGAUUCCCAACUCAUGCCGCACACAAUGUUUGGAUUCCGUCCUCACCUCUCAACACAAGACAUACUACUUCAGCUGAGAGAGGACAUCCUUAGCCAAGCCAGCAAGCACACACCGAAGGCCAUCCUUGCCCUCGACCUCAAGGGUGCUUUCGACAACGUUAACCACGAAACAAUCCUCCAGAAUCUUAAUAACCUUGGAUGUGGAGAACGGAUGUAUUCAUAUAUCCGUGACUUCCUCACAGAUCGAACAGCGGUCAUCAAGAUUGAAGAUAAAAGAUCACAGCCCAUCAACAUUGGAAGCAAAGGAACGCCACAGGGAGCAGUACUCUCUCCGCUUCUCUUUAACAUAGCCCUUAUCAACCUCCCAAAAGAGCUGAAUCAAAUACCGGGACUGCACCAUGGACUGUACGCGGAUGACAUUACAAUUUGGAUAAGAGAGGGAUCUGAGGGAGAGAUGCAAGACAAACUACAACAGGCCACCGACAUCGUCCGAACAUACGCCGAGAGCUGCGGACUGAAGUGCGCACCACAGAAGUCGGAACUUCUUCUUGUGCGGAAAAGGUCCCACCUUAAAAACACCGCUGCAUCCAUCGAGAUAGAACUGGACGGGGUCUGCAUCAGGCCCUCCCCCUCCAUCAAAGUUCUAGGCAUGACCUUACAGGAAGACUGCAGCAACAACCAAAUGGUACGAAAACUAGAUACCACAGUGGGUCAGAUCACUCACAUGAUAAGGCGCAUCACCAACAAGAAGCACGGAAUGAAAGAACAAGAUACUUUACGCCUCGUGCAAGCCUUUGUCAUUUCCAGGAUAACUUAUGCCACACCGUACGCGACGCUCAAGUCAUGCGAACACAAGAAAUUAGACGUGCUAAUCAGGAAAUCAUACAAACAAGCAUUAGGCCUACCGCCCAACACAUCCAACGAGAAGCUGCUAGCCCUGGGACUACACAACACCUUGGACGAACUCAUAGAAGCCCAUCUCACGUCCCAACAACAAAGGCUUGCAAUCACCCAAACCGGUCGCAAACUCCUACAUCACCUUGGGUACCCGCCCCGGCAACCCGAAACCUCCACAGAAGAUAUCCCCAAGGAAAUUAGAAGUAACAUGGAAGUAGCCCCAAUCCCUCGCAACAUGCACCCAGAACAUCAUGAGGGACGGAGAACAGCCAGAGUUCGAUGGCUGGAGAAAAUAUACGGCCAAAAUGACGAAACAGUCUACACUGACGCGGCCGACUAUGCUCAGGGACCCGCUAUGACAGCGGUGGUCACUAACUCCUCGAAGAUCCUCACAAGCCUCACACUUAGACAGGCUACUACGCUACAUGCGGAAGAGGUGGCCAUCGCUCUCGCUGUCGCCCAAACCCCAGCCACAACAAUUAUCACAGAUUCACAAUCUGCCUGCAGAACCUACGCGAACGGAAGAAUCUCUAGAACCGCCUUGAAAAUUCUACUUCAAGCACCCCCCACAAGAACCGUGACUAUCGUUUGGACACCUGCGCACUCGACCCUCCGUGGAAACCUCGCUGCUCAUGCGAGCGCCCGAGAACUAGCCGGCCGGGCUCCACAAGAGGACCAGAAGUGGGUCAGCCAACCACUGGUAACAUUCAGAGACAUCACACAACACUAUAAACUUUCCCGGCUUACCUACCCGCCGAGCCACAAAUCAACUACGAAAGAACAAGAAACAAUGCUCAGGCAAUUACAGACUAACACCUUUCCCCACCCUACAAGACUCCACGCCAUUUUCCCAAACUUACACAAACCAAACUGUCCCCAUUGUAACGAACCAUCCACACUCUACCACAUGAUCUGGGCCUGUCAACGCAAUAAGGAUAUCACAGCAAUACCCCAUCCAACCAUCGAGCAGUGGGAGGAAGAGCUGUGCAGCUCUGACCCGGACCGACAGCUACGGCUGAUCGAGAGGGCUAGGACGGCAGCGAGGUCCAUUGGAGUCCUGGACUGA
Ixodes scapularis (black-legged tick) is the source of this 3565-nucleotide messenger RNA. RefSeq names its product probable RNA-directed DNA polymerase from transposon BS. Gene Ontology annotation, molecular function: nucleic acid binding; catalytic activity. The transcript has a single exon. The record is from RefSeq and is a predicted model, not a curated record. Lineage: Eukaryota; Metazoa; Arthropoda; Arachnida; Ixodida; Ixodidae. Bases 26 to 3565 code for a protein of 1179 amino acids.